UAAAAAACAAAAAAAAAAAGCCAUAGGGGCAAAACAAAAAAAAGCCAUAGGGGCAAAUAAAAAACAAAAAAAAAAAGCCAUAGGGGCAAAGAAAAAACAAAAAAAGCCAUAGGGGCAAAGAAAAAAUCAAAAAAAGCCAUAGGGGCAACAAAAGCAAAAAAAUAAAACAGAAUAAUUUUGAAAAAAGCCACAGGGGCAUUAAAGAAAAGAAGCUAAAACUACAAAUUUUACUUGCUUCACAAAACAAGGAAAAAUGGCGUCGAGACAUAACUUGUAUAAGCUCCAAAGCCUACUCCUUAAAGAAGUAAUUGGGAUUAAGGAAAAACUGCAAGCAGGCAUGGUUCGGAAAGCAGCCAUGGGUGACACACUACGAUCCCUGGAAAGCAAAAUGAAGGAAGCCACUACGAACCACGAAAUGCUGAGAGUGCAUGGCGAAAACACUGAUCCCUAUUUCAAAGAAAAUGUUUGGGAUCUCAUCAACUUGAACUAUGGAAAAGCAAAGGAACUCCUAGCGAGUUUGGAAGAAGAGGUCGAGCGAGAACCGCAAAGGGUAAUAAAAGAAGCAGAGCCCGAAGUGCAUGGGCUAAUGCUCGAUCAACAGUUAAAGGCCUUCCAAGAGGAAAUGCAACAACAAAUGCAACAAUUUAUGUUGAUGUUCGAGAAGAAUAAAAGAGAAAAUGAGGAAGAAAGACAAACCCAUAUAGAAUCAUCACCAAUGGGCAAUCAGGCGAAUAUAAAAGUAAGCGCAAUCAUCUACCAAUUCAGGAAAAAAGUAAACAAACUCGCCGAUGCCGUUGAAUGCGAUUUAGCUGGACUAUCAAAAUAUGCUUUGGAGUACAUGAAGUCAUCGUGGGAGAAGCAUAUGGAUGAAAUUAGGAAAUUGCAUCUCGAGCUCUCAACGGUGCAUGGAAUGGAAGAGGUAGAUCUCGAAUUUGAAGAAAUUGAAGAAAAGUUUGAGAGCAAAAUGCAGGAUAUGAUAAGAAGGAUAGAUGGUCUUAAAGAGGAGUCGCUGGAAGUAGAACUAAAAAGAGUUCAAAUACCAUCCUUUAGUGGUCAUGUGGAAGAGUGGAGUUCAUUUCACGAUUUAUUUAAAAAGAUGAUUGAUGAAAACUCCAAAUUAUCAAAAGUUCAAAAACUGUACUACCUCAAGACAAAUCUAAAAGGAGAGGCAUUUCGCUUGGUGCAACAUCUUCAAGUGACCGAGGCAAAUUAUGAAGCAGCAUGGGAAUUACUGGAAAAAAGAUAUGGCAACAGGAGAAUUUUAUUCACUAAAUUGGUAGAUAGAAUACUGGACCAUCAAAACAUCAACAGCCUGUCAGCAAUAAGCAUAAGAAAUUUGCUGGACAAUGUAAAUGAAAGUAUUCAGGCGUUGAAAGCAAUGGAUAUUCCCCUAGAGCAAGCGGAUCCCAUUUUAGCCCGAAUAAUUAUACGGAAACUGGAUAAGGAUGGGCUUAUUCUUUAUGAGCAGAAUGUAAAGAAAUCCAAGGACAUCCAAAAACUUGAGGAUGUGAUGGACUUCCUGGAGCAGCAGUUUCAAGCCUUGGAAGCUUCAGUAGGCAGAAAACACAAUAACAUAGGACUGUACAAACUCCAAGAAAAAUCAGCAGUGGUAGCGGAAUUAAAACAAUGUAAGUUCUGUAAAAUGAGCGGACAUGAUAUCGCAUGGUGCAGAAAAUUUUCGGCGUUAUCUUCGAAUGAAAGAUACAAUUGGGCAAGAUCAGCACAGGUCUGCCUCAGAUGCUUAAGCCACAACAAGGAUAAAAAAUGUUACAAUGAAAUUAAAUGCCAGAAGUGUGGAAUGAAUCACAUCACAGUGAUGCAUUUAGAGCGAAGAGGACAUACGAAAGCAAUGACCACCAAUACAACAACAAAUGUUCUGCUAGCAACAGCCCAAGUUCGUAUAAAAUCACUGCAUGGAGAAUUUGUAACAGUCAAAGCGCUGAUAGACCAAGGAUCACAAAUUACAUCCAUAUCAGAGGACGCGGCUCAACUGUUGCAGCUACCAAAGAAGAAGACAGAAGUGAGGUUACAAGGUCUAGGAGAGACCCUAGUUGGCGUGGCGAAAUCUAAAGUUGCACUGGAACUACGACCCAGAUUUUUGAGCAACAUAAUGAUUAAGGCAGAAGCACUAGUCCUUCCAGCACUUGCAUCAGCACAUCCCGACAGAAGGUUUCAAUAUGACGUGGAUAAAUGGAGAAAUGUAAAUUUGGCAGAUCCAAAUUUCAACAGCCCGGAAAGAAUCGAUUUAGUCAUUGGAGCCGAUCUUUACUCACAAAUAUUGGAAGAAGGAGUUCGCCACGAUGAGCAAAUUGUGGGACAAAAUACGAAGUUGGGUUGGAUUUUAUCUGGAACAGUAGUAGUAAAUCCUGGAUUGAACAUAAAGAAAUCGGCAGCAACAACAACAAUUGAGAGGUUCUGGGAAAUAGAGGAAAUAGAAGAUGAAAAAACGACCGAAGAAGACGAAUACUGCCUUAAGUUAUAUGAAGACACAACACGCCGAGACAAUUCAGGAAGAUUUGUCGUGCGUUUGCCGUUAAUUGAAGAAAAAGAUUUGGGAGAUUCAUAUAAAAGAGCCAUGGCGAGGUUUAUAAACUUGGAAAAAAGAUUAGAAAAUAAUGCGGAAUUAAAGUCAGAGUACGAGAAAACAAUGAACGAGCUCAUAUCCAUGGGCCAAAUGGUAAAGGUGGAUCCAAGUAAGAAGGCUUUGUAUUAUAUGCCGCACCAAGCAGUGGUACGUGAAACAAGUCUAACCACAAAAGUUAGAGUGGUAUUUGAUGCUUCAUCGACAACUUCAAAUGGGAAGUCGCUGAAUGACAUACUUCACGUGGGACCAAGGCUUCAAAAAGAUAUAUUUGACAUUGUAACAAAGUGGAGAUCGUGGAAGUUUGUCAUCUCAGCUGAUGUGGAGAAAAUGUUUCGUCAGAUUAAAGUUGAAAAAGAAGACCAGGAAUACCAACAUGUGUUGUGGAGGAGUAAUCCGUCGGAGCCUAUCCAACAAUAUAAACUUACUACGGUAACAUAUGGCACUGCAUCAGCACCAUUUCUGGCUGUAAGAUCGCUCAUAGAAAUUGGAAAUAGGUGCCAGAAUCAAGAAAUCGCUCAGAGGAUCAAAGAAGAUUUCUACAUGGACGACCUUUUAACAGGAGCGAAUACAAAACAAGAAUGCAGGGAGGUGCAGAAGAAGAUAACGCUGCAACUGGAGGAUUAUGGGUUUCAUUUAAGAAAAUGGAUAUCAAACUCUCCUGAAGUAUUGAGUGCGGUGAAAUUGAAUGAAGAAAAUGAAGUGCUGAGAAUAGAAGAAGAUGAAUGCUUGAAAACAUUGGGAUUACAAUGGAAUCCACAGAUCGAUUGCUUUACAUUUAGUAUGCAAAUUAAAAAAGAAGACAAGUUGACAAAACGAAUAGCAUUGUCAAGACUGGCACAAAUAUUCGAUCCAUUAGGUUGGCUGACGCCAGUCACGGUAACAGCAAAACUAUUUAUACAGCAGUUAUGGAUACAACAAAUAGAAUGGGAUGUGCCAUUGGAGGAGAAAUUGAGUGGAGAUUGGCGGCAGUUUACAUACAGUCUGCCUGCUUUAGAAAAUUUAAGGAUUCCAAGAUGGUUUGGAAUAUUGGAAGACAAAACUGCACAGUUACAUGGGUUUGCAGAUGCUUCCGAGAAGGCUUAUGCAGCAGUCGUAUACCUUAAGGUAAAUUCGCAGGUGACCAUAGUAGCUGCAAAAAGUAAGGUAAAUCCAGUAAAAAAUAGGAAGACGCUUCCAAAGCUGGAACUUUGUGCAACACAUCUAUUGGCUAAACUACUACAGAAGAUCAAAGGAGUAUUGAAGUCAGCAACACCAACUUUUGCUUGGAGUGAUUCCAUGAUUUCCUUGGCAUGGAUUCACAACUCCAAAAACAAGGAUAAGUUCAUAAAAACAAGGGUGAUGGAUAUUUUGGAGAGAAUACCCGAAGCGAAAUGGGGCUACGUCAAGUCAAAGGAGAAUCCAGCAGAUAUGGGUUCAAGGGGUGUCCCACCGGAGACUUUGACAAACAAUACAUUGUGGUGGGAAGGCCCGAAUGGCUGAAAAAAGAUGAACAAGAUUGGCCAAAAAGCAACAUAAAUCAAACAGUAGCAACAACAGUAAAGUUUUCGACUGAAAACCACUUAUAUGAAAGUAUGAUGAAGUAUUCGUCAUUUAAGAAACAGAUACGUGUAAUGGCUUAUCUACUGCGUUUUAUAAAAGGG
Molecule: messenger RNA, 4224 nt
Organism: Musca domestica (house fly)
Lineage: Eukaryota; Metazoa; Arthropoda; Insecta; Diptera; Muscidae
Exons: 1
Coding region: 254-4063 (1269 amino acids)
Biological process (GO): proteolysis
Molecular function (GO): aspartic-type endopeptidase activity
Source: RefSeq, a predicted model, not a curated record